AAUAUGCCACUUAUUACGCUGUUUCAAUCGUUUCGCCAAGUGCAGUUACUUUACUCUAUUAAUAUUACUAAUAAUUAUUUUGUUCAGCAUGAGUGUUGAGGACCUUACUCGCUUGGGGAUAUUUCUUGUAACCCUUACAGUAUUUUGUAGUGUUUCUGGACACAAAUACAAUUAUGACAACCCAAGUGAAUGGAACCAAGAAUACGAAACGUGCCGUGGAAAUAGACAAUCUCCAAUUGGUUUGGUUCGUGAAGAAAGUUUAGAUAACACCAACCUACCGAAGCUAUCAUUUAACAACUACAACCUUCCAUUAUCAAUGCCUGUUGAAGCACAAAAUAACGGCCAUACGGUUCAAGUAAAAGUCAAUGAUGUAGUUGAUGGCGGUCGUCCAUCUGUGACUGGAGGAGGAGUAAGUGAAAUUUAUGAAGCCCAAAGCUUUCAUUUCCAUUGGGGUUCUCAAAAUUCGAAGGGAUCAGAACAUGAAAUAGAUAAGAACAAGUAUGAUGUUGAAUUGCACAUCGUUCAUAAAAAUAUCAGAUUUGCCAAUCUUAACGAAGCUAGUAAUGAUCCAUCGGGAAUUUUAGUUUUAGGAAUUAUGCUAAAGAAAUGGCAGUUUAUUCCAACAUUUAGAACCGGACUAAAUGCAGUUUAUGACACUCUUCCAUAUUUGUCAAAAUAUGAUUCAACACAAACACUUAACGAAACAAUAACAAUGAAUUCAAUUUUGAGUGGAUUGAAUACGAGGCAAUUCUAUACUUACAAUGGUUCCUUAACUACUCCACCCUGUUCACAAGCUGUUACUUGGUUUGUUUUUAAAGAUGUAGUCCCAAUUCAGAGUAGAUAUCUUAAACGUUUCUGGACCUUGUAUGAUUCGAGAAAUAUUCCCUUGUUAAACAAUUUUAGACCAAUACAAGAAAGAAAUGAUCGUGAAGUACUUUAUCGUGAAGGUCGACGAUCAACACAGUAAGGAAACUCAAGGGAAAUGCUAAGAAACGGAUAAAAAUUCCACACAAAACUAUCAAUCGAAUUAAAUUAAAAUUAAAAAUUAAAAUUGAAAAGGCAAUAUUUAAAUAAAAAUCAAUAAAGCUAAUAAAUGGUUUUUGGUUCUUGUUCA
Eupeodes corollae is the source of this 1114-nucleotide messenger RNA. RefSeq names its product carbonic anhydrase 7-like. Gene Ontology annotation, molecular function: carbonate dehydratase activity; zinc ion binding. The transcript has 7 exons. The record is from RefSeq and is a predicted model, not a curated record. Gene Ontology annotation, cellular component: cytoplasm. Bases 89 to 967 code for a protein of 292 amino acids. NCBI's taxonomy places the organism in Eukaryota, Metazoa, Arthropoda, Insecta, Diptera, Syrphidae.